Parnassius mnemosyne (clouded apollo) is the source of this 564-nucleotide messenger RNA. The record is from the annotation of a GenBank genome assembly. NCBI's taxonomy places the organism in Eukaryota, Metazoa, Arthropoda, Insecta, Lepidoptera, Papilionidae.
AUGUGGACAUGGCUCUCGCCGAAGAAAAGAAGGAGUCAAAUCGAUUAUAUACUAACGAAUAGAAAAGAAAACAUCUCAAACAUAGAAAUUAUAUCAAAUCUAACGUUUCCCAGUGAUCAUCGACUUUUAAGAAGUACACUACAGAUUGCACCGAUAAAGAAAAGUAGAGCAAAUUUCAAAAAUUAUAAAACCAAAUUGAGUACUUUGGAAGAAAGAGAACAAUUUAUACAAUCCUUAAAUACAAACAUAAACAAAAUUGAAUGGGAAGAAAAUGAAAAUAUAGAGUCCUCAUACGCCAAAAUUAAAAAACCAAUAAUCACUAGUUUAAAUUUAAUUCGACAGAAACCAACAAGAAAACGGGAGACCGUCCCUGUUCACAUGAAAUCUCUUAUUGCUAGAAGAAGUGAAUUGAUUCAGAAGAAAUCCCUAACGAAAGAAGAAAAAGACGAACGUACAUACCUCUACAAGAACAUCUACAAAUUAAUGAAACGAGAACGCACAGAACGCAGAAUAAAAGAUAUCAAAACUCACCUCGAAUCAACAGGCAGUUUAAAAAGGUCUUAA